UAUAACCGGAUGAGCUCUGGUUCCGUGGCAAGGGGAGACAUCAUGGCGAACGGCGGCGGAGUGACCGUGGAUGGAGGAGACAUUAUGCGGUACGCUGAAUACACUUCAAAAACAAAGGCUAGGAGCGACGCAGAGAUAGACAGACGACUGGGAGGGACUCUGAUUGCAGUCGGCCUCGGUGUGGCUGCUGCGGGUUUUGCAGGCCGCUAUGCAUUCCACCUUAGGAAGCCUCUUGGACAAGUCUUCUCUGAAACUGUCAAGAAGAUGCCCACAUCAGCUUUCUCAGCAUAUUACAAAGGAGGUUUUGAGCAGAAGAUGUCAAAACGUGAGGCCAGCCUCAUUCUUGGCAUCAGCCCAGCCAGCACUAAGGCCAAGGUACGUGAGGCCCAUCGGAGUAUCAUGGUCCUGAACCAUCCAGAUAAAGGUGGGUCACCGUAUCUCGCUGCUAAGAUCAACGAGGCCAAAGACCUUUUGGACAAGGAGACCCGGCGAUGACCUGCACUGUUAACAAACACUGUAAAGACUUCCAUCACUCAGCUCUGUAGUACUGCUCCAUCAACACCAACACCACACCUGGACUUCCACUCAGGCUCCUGGAAGAAGUCACAAGAAAUAUUAUCAUGACAGUGUCCUUCUUAAGCUGGUUACGUAACUUAUCUUUAACUGUAUUUGUCAACCUUGUGAAUGUAUAAUAAUGGAUGUCGACCAAGAGUUAAGGAUUUUGCCUUGAGGGCAUGGGUAGGGAGUUUUGUGCGGUUGCCCUCUAGUGGUAACUGUUGUGCAUCUCACACAAAUAUCUUAGAGAAAGAACUGUACUGCUGCUGGGUAUAGCAUUUUGGAAUGAGUGUACAUUUGUCAGCAUGUAAGGUGUUGGAUAAGGAUGUAAUCUAUUUAAUUAGAAUAAUAAAUUCCAAGGUUUCCAUGUUUAACAGUCAGUGAGGACGUGGUGAAAAGUUUUGUUUUUUUUCUAAACAUAAUUGUGUGUGUAUUAAAAUGAGUGACUGUUGCUAAUUGUGUGGACAGGUCCACUGAAUAAAGUAUUUUAGUGCUGGAAAAAAAAAAAAAAAGUGUCUCCCACUA
This is a messenger RNA of Xiphias gladius (swordfish), 1080 nucleotides long. It is a transcript of the gene dnajc15, whose product is annotated as DnaJ (Hsp40) homolog, subfamily C, member 15. The transcript has 6 exons. Gene Ontology annotation, cellular component: PAM complex, Tim23 associated import motor. Lineage: Eukaryota; Metazoa; Chordata; Actinopteri; Istiophoriformes; Xiphiidae. Gene Ontology annotation, biological process: protein import into mitochondrial matrix. The coding region runs from base 10 to 495 and encodes 161 amino acids. Gene Ontology annotation, molecular function: ATPase activator activity. The record is from RefSeq and is a predicted model, not a curated record.